UCCACACUCGCUACGUGUUUGUGUAGUGCACAAUACAUGCCUUACUACUAACUCUUGCCUUUUUCUCACCUCUGACAUCGGAAAAACAAGAAUAUCUUCACAACUUCACCGGAACGCCAUCUCCAAAGAUAGAAAACACACCUCUCCUUUUUAUUUUCUAAAAGAGAAACCAAAGAAAGAAGAAAUUUAGAGCAAGACCCACCGUCAAGACGAUUUCUUUGAAAUAAAAUUUUUUAGGGUUUAUCCAGCUUCAUCGUCGUCUUCGUUGUUGUUGCUUGUAUGUGUUCCUUUCGAUGCGAAUAUAGUCUUUAAUCCACGCACAAACAAACACAUGAGCAUAUUCUCUUGGAUGCUUCUGGAUUCAAAGUUGAAUUUCCAUCUGGGUAUUUCGUAUUUGGAUGAUUUCUUCAAUCAAUCCGUCUGGGUUAUUGGUACCUUUCCAUUUUAUUUUAUUUUAGGUGAAAAAGCUACGAUCUUUUCAGCCAUCACACUGUUUUAUUGCUCGUAUGUGUGGUGUUCGCGAAAAAAAGAUCAAAUCUUUAUGUCUUCUAACCUCCUCUAAACGAUGAAGAAUCUAAUCGAGGGUUUUAAACGAUAAGUUUUUGGAUGAUGGUGUUUUAUCUAUGCGAGAUUCUUGAAGGGGGUUUUUGAAGGUUAAGAUGAGGAACAGGGGGAUAAUCUGAAAUUGCAGUAUGAGUAACAGUGAGAAGAACAACAUCAAGAAAUCAAAAGAAGAAGGGUCAUUCGAUAGUAGUAAUAGUAAUCAUAAUAGCAAUAAUAAAUCUGGAACAGUUAAAUCGGGAUCAGGUUGCUCAAAAUCAGUUUGUUCAAAUGGGUCAAUUACAAAUUCAGACUGCACGAUUGAUGAAAGGGUGCUUGUUGAUCCAAAACUCUUAUUUAUCGGAGCCAAAAUUGGAGAAGGAGCUCAUGGGAAGGUUUACGAAGGAAGGUAUGGUGAUCGAAUUGUGGCUAUAAAGGUUCUCAACCGUGGGAGUAACACAGAAGAACGAGCUGCACUUGAAGGCCGUUUUGCACGUGAAGUUACUAUGAUGUCAAGAGUGAAACAUGACAACCUAGUUAAGUUUAUUGGAGCUUGUAAGGAACCUUUAAUGGUGAUUGUCUCUGAGCUAUUACCCGGAAUGUCACUUAGGAAAUAUUUGGGAAGCAUUCGUCCAAAUCAAUUAGACCUUCGUUUGGCUUUGAGUUUUGCUCUUGAUAUUGCUCGAGCCAUGGAUUGUUUGCAUGCUAAUGGGAUUAUACACAGAGAUUUAAAACCCGACAAUUUGCUGUUAACUGCAAAUCAGAAGUCUGUGAAGCUUGCAGAUUUUGGCCUUGCAAGAGAAGAAACCGUUACUGAAAUGAUGACAGCAGAGACUGGUACUUACCGUUGGAUGGCCCCUGAGUUGUAUAGCACAGUGACUUUGCGUCAAGGGGAGAAGAAGCAUUACAAUAACAAGGUUGAUGUUUACAGCUUUGGAAUUGUGUUGUGGGAAUUAGUCACAAACCGAAUGCCAUUUGAAGGCAUGUCAAAUUUGCAAGCUGCUUAUGCUGCUGCUUUUAAGCAAGAAAGGCCGAAUCUUUCGGAUGACAUAAAACCUGAACUUGCGUUCAUCAUACAAGCAUGUUGGGUAGAAGAUCCAAAUCUAAGACCAAGUUUUGACCAAAUCAUACGCAUGCUCAACACAUUUCUCUUCACCCUCCCACCACCACCACCCGCCACGUCACCGGAAGAAUGUGAUGCCGCUGAUGACGUGGCGGCGGCAGCAGCAAGUAAUGGCGAGCUUUCCGCACGCUCAAGACGCAAGUUUUCUUUUCUUCGUCAGAUUUUUGCUGCCAAAAAAACCAAAAACUCGCAAUGAGCCACCAUUAAGAUCUUCAUUUGACUCAACAGAUACUUACUUUGAUCUUUGAGUGAAGUGUAUGUAAGCCCUAAUUAUCAAAUAGUUUAUAGAUUAUGUGGUAAUAGGGCGAAUAGGUACAAUGGAAGUGUCUUAGUGGACAUUGGUUGUAAAUGAGCCACAUAAAAACUCUAGAUUUUUUUUUUACUUAUGUUAAUAUGAAUGCUGCUGUAGUUUAGCUUUUUUGGUUGCCCUUUUGACGUGAUUGUUGGAUUGAGGGUGUUGUACAACUUUUUCUGCAUGAGGUACAUGUUACCAUGGGGUUUGUUGCUCAAGUUAAAGGAACCAACAUAUGGAGAACUUAUGCUAUAUUUUUGUACCAAUCCUCUUAAGGGUGAUUUGAUUGUGUUGGUUUUUAAGUUACAAUAAUGGAGUUAAUUUUUAGUAUUAUGGCUACUUGUAUUUCUUGGUUAUGUACUAUAUCAUUAGAAUGGGUUAUUUGAUUUUUGAUUAUGUAAAUCCUAUAUAAAGUUUCAAGAAAGG
Molecule: messenger RNA, 2381 nt
Organism: Lactuca virosa
Lineage: Eukaryota; Viridiplantae; Streptophyta; Magnoliopsida; Asterales; Asteraceae
Source: the annotation of a GenBank genome assembly